AGCUGAAAUCGACAGUAGAACAAGAAUGGCUGGGCCAGGGAAGGAUAGUGCGAUCUCGCACUCCGACUUUCAGCGCUGCUUCCCGCUACUUGUCAGUUUCAUACACUUCGUUUUAACAUGUCUGCAGCUGGCGGGAGCCCAGGAGCAAGCUUUCGUCCAGACGGACUACAGAGAGCUGAGGCACAUGGUUGACGGUGCUCCGUUACAGGGGUCAGACGCACAGACAUUUGGUGCAAGACCACCUGAAGACAGUUUCUGGGAUCACAGAAAAAUCCGGUUAAAGCCACCGUUACUGGACUUCGAAGAACAGCCUGUUGGAAUCCCCAAACUGGAAAAAGUUGUUGUUAUCAACCCCAGCCGAAAAGAAAGCCUGCGAUUGGAGGCCGUGUCGGGGACAACGCUACAUUUCCAUUCUUCAUUCUUUCAACAAAAGUUGCUCCCUCCGGGUGGAAACACGUCCUUCGAUGUGGUCUUCCUGGCACGGAUGGUGGGCAACGUCGAAAACACACUAUUUAUUCAAACAAACAAAGGCACUUUUCCAUACCAGGUUUUUGGUGUGGGUGUGCCCAACCCCUACAGAUUAAGACCAUUUCUGGGGGCGCGUGUGCCCUUAAAUAGCAGCUUCUCCCCAGUCAUCAAUAUGCACAACCCACAUAGUGAACCACUACAGGUUGUGGAAAUGUACAGCAGUGGUGGAGACCUUCACCUCGAACUGCCAUCAGGUCAGACAGAAGCACCACAGAAACUAUGGGAAAUCCCUCCCUAUGAAACGAAGCCGGUCAUGCGGGCGAGUUUCGUCGGUAGGGAGGAGAAAAAUCACACGGCGUUCAUCAGGAUAAAAACCCUCCCCAACCACGAGUCCCUCAUCCUCCCUGUGGAGGUGGAGGUCACGUCAGCCCCUGGUAUCUACUCCUCCACAGAAAUGCUGGAUUUCGGCACACUAUUGUCAGUUGAUGAACCUAAGACUUUACAGCUGCAUCUACUAAACCCCAUGGCAAGAGAUGUACAAAUCACUAAUAUAAAGUUAUCAUCACCAAAUGAUGCAGUAUCUAUAGACUACAAACCAGUCACACUCAAACCGUCAGUAGGAGGGAGGGACACAAAAGUUGCCAGUGUAACGUUCUAUGCAAAUAAAGCCACCACCCACAGGCAGUGGGCAGGCAAGAUAGUCGUCAAGUCCAAGGACAAAAACAUCCCAAAACUGGAGAUACCGUACCAGGCCGAGGUGCUGCACGGGACUCUUGGGUAUGAACAGAACUGUACCCUGUUCUACAUCGGCCCUGCCACCACGGAGCCCAUCGUGCGAGAGGUGAUGCUGACCAACACGUUUGACUUCCCUGUGGUGGUUCACAACGCGACACUGCCAGAGGAGGCUCAGCAGUACUUCUCUAUUGUUGACUUUCCGGAGCCAGUGACAAUCCUUCCCCAGAAAAAACAUGUUCCAUUCCUGCUGAAGUUCUUGCCAGACGGGGUGAACUCUGUUCUCUCCACCUUCUUGCUGCUCUACACAAACAUUUCCAGAUUUUCCCUACCAGUGCAAUCAUACUCAGGGCUGCUAAAGGCUUCGGUUCACUCAGCGGACAACUCAUUAGAUUUUGGCACCAUGGGCUCCAAAGACAAACGCAGUAUGACCUUCGCUGUCACAAACAGUAAUCCAACAGAGGUAACAAUAAACUCCAUCAACACCACACUGCCGAUGCACGAGACAAGGUUUGAGAUCCUUGGGGUGGAGGAGGGCAAUGGGACAUACCUAACCAUGGAACAUAGAGACAGACCGCAAGUACCGUUUACGUUGAAGCCGCACCACUACUCAGUCUGGCUGGUGGAAGUUGUUGCACCCAAGGAGGAGGGAGUUUUCCAGGGCAGCUUUAACAUCGUUACAGAUCACGAGACGUUGCAGAUUCCCAUGUCGGCCAGGGUGGCCCUCGGCAGCAUCACCGCUAAAGAGAUUAAGUUUUCACCAACAUUUCCAGGAAAGGUUGCACACAAGUCCAUAUUUGUGCAGAGCUCCUUCUCGUACAAAACCAAAGUGGAGUCCUUAGUUCCAGUUUUACCUGCAGACGACCGCUUCUACUUCAAAAAGAAGGACUCUAUCAAAACAGAGGUGGAGCCUAAUAAAAAGACAAAGAUUGGUACCCUGUUCUUUGACCCAAGGCUAGAGUGUUUGGAUGACUGUUAUGUUGGAUUGCCAACUUCUACAGCAGAUGGUCACCAGUGGUUAUCGAGUUUGACUCUAGACAAGGAAGCAGGGGACAUAGACUCUCAACUAUAUCAGAACUUUCUCACAAAAUGGACAGAUCUAAAAACAUCGGGCCAGACAAGUCCGAACGUUACCCUACACAUCAGUACAUCGCUAGUGAAGGGUCCGCUGACCACGGCUAGUGCACAGCUACAGUUCCCCACACUCGUCACAGACCAGAACCUCGACUUUCCUCUCACACAUGUAGGCGGGAAGUCGACAAGAAGACUAACGAUACAGAACCCUGCCGAUGUUCCCAUCCUGGUGCAGCUUGUCCCUCUGGCACUUUACCCCAAUGCCUCUUCUGUCCUGGAGUACAUCCACCACUCUAUUGAUCCCCACAACAAGAUAUUUGAGUUGACAGCCGACAGUGACAUCUUUUACAUCCUGGACACAGAAAACAAAAAUGUGUCUACAAGUAGAAGCAUAGCCACACAGAGGUCUACGGUGGAGAGCAAGCUUGGUGUCCGACCCAACAGAACAGUUGUGACAGCGUCCAUAGCACCUGGAGCAGAGUUCUCUGUUCACGUGGGAUUCACGCCAAAAAGCUCCGAGGCACAAGUCCUAACAGCUAUCUUUAUCAGGAAUAAUUUGACCAUCCUGGAUGCAGUGAUCGCCUCGGGGCAGGGGGCACGGGAAGAGUUCCGCCUGGGCAACAGGAAACCUGGCAAGGGCACCAAGCUCAAGUUCGACCUCAAGGAGGAACAUCUGGCAGACUGUAACAGAACUCUAAAAGCGAGGGUCCCCAACUUCACAGUCAGGAAAACUUUUAUGGCCAAGAACGCCGGUCAGCUGCCCAUCCAGGUGACACAGAUGGAAAUCAACGGCCAGCUGUGCCAGGGCUACGGAUUCAGAGUUCUAAACUGCGAACCCUUCACCAUCAACCCUAAUGGAACUCACAGAGUGGACAUUGCUUUUACACCAGACUUCACACUCGCUCAGGUGCAGAGGGAACUGUGGAUAACAACAGCACGUGACCAGGUCCUGAAGUACACCCUGCUAGCCAAGGUGCCCCACAACAAGCUGGGCCCCUGCGCUGCUGCCAUGCCCCGACCCCCAUGGGAACACAUGCUGUACGUCUCCUGCGCAUUCCUCAUGACUGUUUUAUUUAUCGGCGUCCUCAUGGCGGCCUACCUGGAAUCUGAACGUAUCACCGAGCCUUUAAACAGACGGAACCUGGGCAAUGAUUUACAACAACAGCAUCAGAAUAUCCUUCCGCCGGAAAAGUUAAACCCUUUCGACUUGAGGAAAGAUGUGGACAGAGGGAAACCGUUGCACCACGAUGUUACAGACGGUGCUCAUGAUCAGACUGGCAGCGCGGUGAGACGUAAAAAGGACCCCUCCCCGCCUGGUGGGGGAGGGUCUGUCACGCCAACACUGCUUAACAACAGAGUGGUGAGCAGCCAGGCAGUAAACAACGGCAAGACCAACAUUACCGUCGUCAGCGAGAAGAAAUUCUUACCCGACAAAAUAAAACACAACAACCUCGGUAACCAAGUGUCGUUUGUGGACAACAUACACGACGACCCCAGCAGCAAACGCUCCAGGCCCUCCAAACAGCGGAACCUGGAGGACUGGGAAACUCUCGACGAAAUGGAAAAAUGCAAACCUGAAGGCAGCUUCGACGAUGUAGAACUCCCACCAAAAGGAAGUAAGGAUGGAAAAGGACGAAGAUCAUCCGAGCCACUCACCUCCUUGCAGGAAGACCUUAGCUUGGAGACAACGCAAGAAUCGCCAAAUUCUUCCUCGCCUCAAAGACGAGGGGGAAAAGUAAAGCCAAAGAGAAAGUUGAAGACAGCACUGAGAAGAGAAGAGAAAGAGCGCCGAGCGCGGGAAAGGAAGGAGGCCAUGAAGGAACAGAUCCCUGACGACGCCUCGUCAACCACGACAGAAAAUUCCAACCCAGAUCUCGAGUCCAUCGACAAGGACAGCAAAGAUACAUCUAGCGUUCUCUCAGACCUAUCAGACCAGCUCGAACCAUUCGGUCCCCCGGACAAUGGGAAAGAGAAACCCAAAACCAAGUCAAAGAAGGAGCCCCUUGCGAUGGAUCCUGAGGACUUCAAGCCCUUCGAGAAGGCCCGGUCAAAGUCUCGCCGAUCGGACAAGGAGAAUCUUUACGGCAAUGUCAUGCGUCCGAGUACUUUGGAACUACCGUACACGACGGCCCUGGAAGCCAGCGAGAGGCAGGCCAAAGGACUGACAUCCCCCCAUUCCAUCGCAGCCAGCGUGGCCAAGAGAGCGCUGAAGAAGAACAGGAAAGGCAGAGAUGAGAAGAGUGACACCAGUAGUGAAGGUGGGAAGGACUCCCCUCCCCCACUGUGGGACCUCCCGAAAUCAGGCUCCGCCAGUGAAGACAGCUUGCACCAGCUCUCCCUGCAGACCCGCCAGGCCGGACACCUCUUCCGUGAUGAGAUCCUCUCGUCUGGCAGUCUGUCUCCCUCCUCCCCAACCCCCCUGACUGGAAACGCCCCUCAGGUGGCCAGCCGACUGACCGGCAGCAGCUACAGCAGUGUGGUCAGUGGUGCCAACAAGCGCAAGACUGUUUCCAAGACCAUGUCUGCACCAAUGGACCCCUUAGCUUCCGCCUUUACCCCCGCUAGCACAUCCCAGAAGAACCCAGGAGUGAUCGGUUCCAAGACGAUGCCCCCCAAGUCCCUGUCCAUGACAUCUCUGAAGAGGAACCCUUGGAAGGCAUCAGGCCAGGACAGCUCCAACACCAGCUCCGAGAGCAGCAGCCCUGGUGCAUCCUGGGCCGGCGCCGGGUCCCAACGGCUCACCAGCGGGUUCUCCAGCGAGGGGAACGUACCAUCGGCUUUCUUCAGCGAUGUUUCUGCCUUCCCUCCCACACCAACUGGUACUGAGUACAAGGGCACUCCUGCCUCGCUGAAGGACUCUGCUGUUGGGUUUGAGCGGAGCAUUAAGAGACCAAGGGAGGCUGACCCCUUCUCCUCCAGCUGGGAAGGAGUUUUCAACCCUGCUGCGAACGUCAACAACCUGCUCGAGGAGGACCCCCAGCCGACCUUCGACCCCCAGGCAACCUUUCACCCCUUUGGAACUGUGGCAGGCACCAGUGCACUCUGGGAUACCCCAUCAUUCUCUAGUGCAAUGGGCGAGCAGCCGCCGUGGUCUCGUGAGACCGGGUCUCCGCAAAGGCCAUCACCGCUUCUGUCCACCAGUGCCCCAACUAGUAUGUGGGAUAUCCCAGCGUCCUCUGCUGACGCUCUGUGGAGCAUGCCCAGUACGACCUCCACCGCCGGUCUCUUCCCCUCCAUCUGGCCGCCAUCCCCGGACACUCUGCAAGGGGGUGCCGCUGCACACCCUGACGGAAACGGCCAGGAGAAGCCAGAGGCCCAGUCCGCGGUGUCUCGUCUCGGCUCCCUCUUCAGCAACAGCAUCUGGGGACCGUCCCUGGCCGGCGUGAACUCUGACCCCUGGGCACCUGCACCCAAGAAGGAUGACAACUAGGGCAAAACCUGAACCCUGAUUGGUUGAAGCAAAUUUCUCUCAUCCCCAGUUGGUUUAAAAAGAUUUCUCUGGACUCUGAUUGGUUCAAGCAAAUUUGGUCCUUCCCUGAUUAGUGGAAGCAAAUUUUGCUGAUCCCUGAUUGGUGGGAGAAAAUUUCUUUGACCUCCAAUUGGUUGAAGCCAGUUUUUCUUUUCUGAUGUUUCAUUAGUGUUUUUAACUAAUCAUUUGACAAGAUUUGAUAAAGUUGUCAUGUCAUAUUUUCUGCCUUUGUAAAACCUUGAUAUGCCAAUGCAGAUCGGCUGUUUGUAUUCUGUUUUUGACAUGCAAGACAAUAUGUAACAAAAUUAUUCUCUGACAUGACUAUCCUCUGACUGAAAUAAAAUGUUGUUCUCAGAAAUUUGUUGACACAGAAUGACAUUGAUACAAGGCUCCUCCACUAUUGUGCAUUUAACAAUGCCUUAUGAUGUCCUCAUUUUGCUUAGCAACAACCAAUCAGGGUACAAGGUACCUCAUUUUAAAUGAUACACAGUAAUCUAUGGUUAACUAGGAACUGAAUGGCUCGUCUAAGUAUUGUAUACAAGUGCCACCUAGCAUGUUUGUUAGGAAGUGCAGUUUCAGAUAGCCUGGUGUUAAGUAUGACAAGUGAUUACUGAUAGUUUGUCACUAUAAGAAUUUGCUUACAAUGGUAUCGUUGCCCUACGGUGUGUCCUCCCUGGGUAGUUAGUGUUAGUGGGGUGCCCAAGGGUACUUCCAUGGAUGACAUUCUUGCAUAGGUUGACCAAGGUUAUUAUACAUGUAUAUAAUGUCCUUGGGUUGACCAAUAGUUCACAGUUUAAACUGCACAAGGUCAAAUGUGAAGGCCAUGUGUUAACAUGUAAACAUUUCUUUGCUAGACUGCGCGUUAUUCAUGUUCAGACUUGUUUUGUUGACGUCUCAGGGGCCUUCAACUUUGACAUACUAUUCGCAAUUUGCAUCAUAAUGCACACGUGAUGUUUAAAUGGUGCACGAACUAAUAGGGGGCACCAAGUUUUACAUUGU
Molecule: messenger RNA, 6742 nt
Organism: Branchiostoma belcheri (Belcher's lancelet)
Lineage: Eukaryota; Metazoa; Chordata; Leptocardii; Amphioxiformes; Branchiostomatidae
Product: transmembrane protein 131-like
Exons: 40
Coding region: 26-5704 (1892 amino acids)
Cellular component (GO): membrane
Source: RefSeq, a predicted model, not a curated record